AUGGACGAAGUCAGUAAUGCACAAAUAGUUGUUAUAGGAGAUGACAUUUGCAGGAGAGCGGGUAUUACAACAACCUGGAUUAAUAACAACAGAUUUGGAAUUCACGCGUACAAACAUAUAGACAAAGACUCGCAAGAUACUCAAAGUCAGUUUGCACCGUGUGAUGCCAAAGUGCACUUUCUCAGACCAGAAGUUAUAUUGUUUUCACCCCUCUUGCGUAAAUUGGUCAACGAGAGCAAUGGUGUUUUCUUGUCGGUUCAAAAUCUUAAAUCCUUGUCUGGUGAUAUCCGGCCAGAGCUGCUUAAACACAGCAAGCAAUACAGAUCCAUCUUGAGAGCUUGCGUGGAAAAUUUACAGGAAAUCUUGCCGAAGGAACCAUUGUCAGAAGAGAAGAUAGUGUUGGAAAAUUUUCUCACUAUAUUUUAUCAAGUGGAGUGCGUUUGGCACUUAACGGAAAUCCUUUACGUGGAUAUUGUUCCAGGUGACGUCAUACUACCGCAGGUGCUAGACUGGAUCAGCUUCCACUUCCCUUCGAGGGAACUGCUCGCGGCAAAAGUAUUGUCGCAGAAAACUGUCGGCGCGGACUUGGAGAAUUCAAAUUACUGGGAGAUCGUGAUGGGCUGUGCGUUCCAUGGGAAAUUAAACCUGGUCAGCCGUCUUCUCGCCCUGCACAGUAAGGCGGACCAUUCGGCGUUCAUCACUGCGGAUGACAUUAUCAGGACAAUGCCGGUGUACAAUGUGUACGGCGGAUAUUCCGUGAAUGAGUUUCUCAUGCAGUGGAAACACUGGCAGAUGGAUCUUUGCUCGAAUCUGGAAACCAAUUGCUUUGUCAUAGACAGCAACUUGGAAACUCUCAUGAAGUUACUAGCAGGAGACGAGUCGGUGCUGUGGGAGUAUUCCAUGUACACGGAAGCGUGGUACGAAUUACUGGCGGCAAAAUUAUUUUACUCGGCUCCCUGCUGCAAACAGCCGGAGCUCUCGCGCUACGCGAACAGCGUUGCCGAGAGGUGGCAAGCUAAUAGGCACCUGGACCGCGUAAUCCUCGCUUUAAUGGAGAACGAUUUGUAUCAAGUCAUCAAGGAGAUACAAUACAUGAGCGACAAUGGCUGGUUCGCGGCUCAUUUGAUGGACUUGUUGUACAAAUGCGGGAAAUUGAAUAUUCUGAGCAAGGACAAGUCCAACGUGACUGCACAGCUUCACGAAUCGGUCAUACUAGAGUACGGAUCCACGUUAAUGGGUCAUCGCUCGUUGUGGCAAUGUGGCGCGAGCUACUUGGUACAUUGCCCCAUACAAGGUUUAGCAAGGCUAGAAAUUCUAUUGCAGUCACUACCGACCGGCACGGAAGCGAGGAUUAACAAAAUUAUCGAUAUAGCACGAGACAAUAACAUGCCGCACGUUGUUACCAGUAUAUGCAAGAUUCAAGGGAUGAAGAGCAUAAAGCAAGGAAGAUUGGGCAACGCUCUUACGUGGGCGCUCAAGGCACAUGACGGUAACUUCACCACGUACAUCGCGGACGAGUUUCUGAAACAUUAUGCGGAGCACGGGGAGCUGGAAUGCCGCGACUUGUUGGAAAAUUUGGGCUCCUGCAUGUUGGCUAGUGAUAGACUCACAUUUCUGGGAAAGUAUUGUGAGUUUCAUCAAAUGUAUGGGAUUGGUGAGUUUCGAGAAGCAGCGAGUUUAUUGGUCUCCCUCCUGGUUUCGAAUCUGACGCCGAAAUAUUUCUGGUCUAUUCUUCUCACGGAUGCCAUACCACUGUUGGAAGCAGAAGACGUGAUCUUCUCCUCCAACGACUGUUACGAGUUGCUACGUUGUGCGGAAGCUCAUGGUGAUGAUGCGAAAUUUCAAGACAAAAUUUCCAUCUUCCGGCUAGGCGUCGCACGAAAUCUGGCACGAGCUCUAAGCUUAGAAGGUUGCCUGGUUGAACAUUAACGUUAUUUAACGUUCAUUGUCACAAUCGAUCUUCGUUAUAUAAAGUAAUAUCUUUUUAAAUAAAUUUAUAAUUAUCUUUAUA
This is a messenger RNA of Ooceraea biroi (clonal raider ant), 2011 nucleotides long. It is a transcript of the gene Nup75, whose product is annotated as nuclear pore complex protein Nup75. The record is from RefSeq and is a predicted model, not a curated record. NCBI's taxonomy places the organism in Eukaryota, Metazoa, Arthropoda, Insecta, Hymenoptera, Formicidae. Gene Ontology annotation, molecular function: structural constituent of nuclear pore. Gene Ontology annotation, biological process: protein import into nucleus; mRNA export from nucleus; positive regulation of DNA-templated transcription. Gene Ontology annotation, cellular component: nuclear pore outer ring.